CAACUAUUAAUUAUUAAAUAUUAUGGCUAAAAAACAAGCUAUCAGCCGUAAGUUAUAUAUUCUAUAACAUACUUUACAUACAUCAAUAUUAUCAAUAGUUUUCACGUUUGUAUUAUAUAUAAUUAUACACAUUACACAGACCGUUCUUCCAUUGUGUACAGUAAUAAGCAAAAAUUUCAAAUGCCUAGAGUACAAGAAGUUUGUACAUUUGUAAGUUAUCAUUGCAUCGAUCCCUUCUUAAAAUCUCUAUUAAAAAAAUUAGAAAUUUUAAUACUUAAUUUUACAGAAUACAUGUAGUAAUCUUAUAUUUGCAAAGAAAAAUCGAAUAAAGGGACAGUACGACAAUGAAAAAGAAAACUGGAUUUCAAAGUUUAAGUACAGUAUUUAUAUUAAUCAAGAAACGAUAUUUCUGUGUAUUGUAUAGUAAACGACAAAUUAAUUGGUUUUGUAUCUAAUACUUUUAGCGUAACAGCUGCAACUGAAAUUAUGAGUUCCAAUAAUUAUAAAUAUUUUCGACGUCCAAUUAUACCAUUUUUAGUACCAAAAACACAAAAUGUAAACAUUCCUGAACACUUUAAUCAUGACAUUCUGAAUGAUGUAGUAAGAGAUGCUCAAAAACAGUGUUAUGCAUUUUCACCUAAGAUAGAACCAUAUAAGAAUGUGGGAACUCAAACAGAUUAUCGUGAUAGCGAAUCGCAAACAGUACCUUGGGAACCACCAUAUAGAAUUAAGACAGGACAUAAUCCUGAAGCAUUAACGAUAGCACAUUUAACUUGGAAUCAUGGUUUACCAGCUGGACUUCGUGAAAUAGAAAUCAUUAGUCGAGUGAGAAUGAAAAAGGCAUGGGAAGAAAUCCUUCCUCCCAUGGAUACAUCAGCUAAUAUCAAACUGCGGACAACUAUAUUAACAGCAUUAGAAGUAGACGAAUGGGCAUUUAGAGAAUCGGAGAUUCAAGCAAUAAUGGAUUAUAGAUUUGAACUGAUGUCUGAAAUAUCAAAAUCUCUUGAAUGUGAAAAACGAAAGAAAGCACAAGAUCGUUUUAAUAGGUUGAAAAUUGUAUUAUCCGAUCGUAGAGAUAAAGAAGUAAAUUCUAUUAAACAUAAUCUUAGAAGAGAAUUAAGAAAGCUUCGUAAAACACAUCACCAAAAGCAGCGACCGGCUAGACAUGAUAUUAUUAAAGAACAUGCUGAUGCAGCAUCUGAAAUAUAUGCACCACAAAUGCGUUAUGGGGAGCAUCCACAAAGAAGACAUGAAGUAAUACAAAAAGAAUUAUUAAGAGGAAGCUACAUUGAAAGUAUAGAUCAAAUAAAUACGUUACCAAGCUGGCUUCCAACAUACGAAGAACUGAGAGCAAUUAAACCGAAGCCUAAACCAACUGAUCUUUGUAUUAGAGAAACAAGAUGGACAGAAGAAAAACUAAGACAAUUACACUCUGAUCUGAAGGUAAUUAGAUUGAAUGUUGAGCAAAUAGAAACGUCAACAUUAUUGAAGCGCAAAUAUAAAGCACCAUCUUUGCCACCUACUCCAUAUAAUACAACUACAGGAAAUGCAGAACAUGUACGCAUAGAUCAAUUGUCUACUCUUAUGCAAAAAAUAGUUAGGGGAAGAGCUCUUCAAUGCAUGAUGUUCGAAGGUCGAAGUAGAUGCAGAGAGUUAAUCGAGGAAUUGCAAUCAUCUCACGGAUUAGAAGACCAAAGUAAAAAGCAACGUCAAAAAGAGAAAGAGCAUAUGAUAGAUUUACAACGUUUACAAAAUGAAAAAAGCACGCAAGAAAAUCGUUUAUAUGAAAUUCUUAAUUCUUUAGAAGGAAUAAGUCUUACAGAAAUGUUGGAUUUUCUUAGUAAAGAAUUGAUAAGAUUAGAAGAUGAACGCCGAAUACACGCUUUUACAUUAUUAGCUGAAAGAGAGAGAGCUAUGAAAGAAGCGGCGGAAGCUGGAAGACGUCAACUGGAAUACAAUCGUCGUAGAGAAUUUGAUGAAAUGUUUAAACAAAUUGUAAAAGUUCAACAAGAGUCUGUGGAAACCUACCUAGAAGAUAUUAUAAAAGAAGGCAUCGAAUGGGUAUCGGAUGAGGCAGCCAAAAAAUAUAUUUUAAAGUUAUGCGAUAAAGUGGACGAUAUAUCAAAAUAUGCCCAGGACAAUGCAACAAGAGUAGCAGAAGAAGAACUGGUAGCAAACAUGAUUUAUAACUUCGUAUUACCCGAAGCGGAAAAAAGUUCUACACGGAAAAGUAUAAGAGAAAAACAACAAAGUUAUCUGCGAAAUGCGCAUGAAGUACUUUAUGACGAAAUAUUAAAUUUACCAUCUAUCGAAAAUCUAAAUUCUCCAUCCAACGAAAUAUGUAGAGAAACAUGUGACAAAAUGAAAUCAAUUAAUAUAUUAGACACGGAGAAAAUCUCCAAAGCGUGUUCAACAGCAGACACAGCAGAAGAACAAUUGGAAUCUCUAAACCUAAACACAAUUGCUGUUAAGGAUGUUAAAGCAAUUUUGGAAAGUAUCAUAUCAAAUGUUGUUCCAAUGGUAUAGAACUGAACAGUUUGUUGAAAAUCAUAAUUGCUGAAGUUUGUAAAGGUUAGUAUUUCAAGUGAAAUAUAUUUAUUAUUUUAUUAGCUUAAAACUAAAAAUGAUAUAAAAAACAAUAUUACUACACAUCAAAACAAUCAUAUUGUGUGUAUUAAUAAAUGUUUAAAAUUGUUUAAGUUACAAAUAAAACACACAUACAGAUAUAUAUAUAUACACCUGAUAAAAAAAUUUGUCGCUAAUUUUACUUUACCAGAAAUCUUACAUAUUUUUAAAAUAAUCUCAUAAAAUAAUAUUUCUGUAUACAGAAAUAU
Messenger RNA from Hylaeus anthracinus, 2834 nucleotides. Its product is annotated as cilia- and flagella-associated protein 91-like. The transcript is spliced from 10 exons. NCBI's taxonomy places the organism in Eukaryota, Metazoa, Arthropoda, Insecta, Hymenoptera, Colletidae. The record is from RefSeq and is a predicted model, not a curated record. Bases 487 to 2526 code for a protein of 679 amino acids.